AUGGAGCCACGGCAGGGGCCCGCCAGAAAGCCUGGUGAUGAAUGGGAUGGUCGAGGAAGGCCUCGAAGGCAGCGAGCCUCCCGCCACGCCCGUAGUGAGUCAGAGAACGAGGCGUUGGACACUUCCGACAGAAACCUGUCGACGUGGCAAUCGUCGAUUAUGAGUCCAAUCUCAAGGCAGAUUUCCAACACGAUAACGAGACAGAGAAGCCUGCAGUCCGAGGCACGUCCAGAGGAACGCAGGGGUUUAUCGCAGAAAUUUAAUCUUUUUCCGUACCGACCCCAUUCCUCCAACACCUCAAGACCCGCUUCGACAAGCACCUCCUCGAGUUCUCUCCGUUCCCUGACCGACCCGGUGGGCGUCGAUGGGCGCCCUGAUAAUCGAUCGAUCCCGACGACAGGUUCAUCGCCCAACUCGAGCACCCCUCGAGCUAUCGAAGGAAGCCAACCGGUGCCACUUAGCCCAUUGUCCGAGAUCCCGCCCUCCUCCCGUCCUAAUGAUGUAUAUACAGACGAUUUUCCCGUAUAUCCUGAUCAAUCCUAUGCAGUCCUGCAAAGACAGCAAUACCCUCCACCCCACCCACCUCCUCUCCUUCGCUCCCGCAGUUCCUAUCCUUCCCAUCACACCAGAUCGUCUCAAUCACAAGGCCAGAUUUGGGCUCAGGAAUUCACCGACCGCGGACAAACAUCACGAACAGCAGGGAAUACACCCAUAUCAAGCCCUGGACUCUUCUCUACUCACCUCUCUUCGUCUAUGGGGUCCGAAGAUGGUGGUAUCCACACCUCACACCUCCACCCUACUCAUCUUCAGGAACCUAAAGAAACCCAUACAGUUGAGGUCGACCGUGACCUGCUUACAGGAAAUAAACUGAUCAACGAGUACGAGAUCCUUGAUGAGCUAGGCAGAGGCGAGCAUGGCAAAGUCAAACUCGGUCGUCACAUGAAAACCGGACAGAGGGUCGCAAUUAAGAUCGUUCAGCGUUAUUCAAAACGUCGCCGCUUGGGGAAACUCGGAAAUCCGGAGGACAAGGUGAAGAAAGAAGUCGCCAUUCUCAAGAAGGCCCGUCACCCGAACGUUGUAAGCCUUCUAGAGGUCAUCGAUGAUCCAAACCGGCAAAAGGUCUACAUCGUGCUCGAAUAUGUUGAAAACGGCGAGAUCGUCUGGCGAAAAAAGGGGCUCAGAGAAAUCGUAAAUGUUGAUAAACGUCGGCUACACCGAGAGAAGCAAGGCCUAGCGGAAUCUCCCUCUUUCCUUGAAGAGAGCCAACAGUAUGUGAAGACAAUGCAAAUGCGCCGGCAGCGGAGGGAAGCGAUACGCAAGAAGAAACGGUCACUAUCGACAAAAAUGGCCGGAAUUCCCGCGUGGAGCCUGGAACACGGAGGCGAAUCUGAUGAUGAACUGGGACCCGAAUACUCGAUGCCUUCCCUUACGGCCACUUCCACUGCCCAGGAACGCCCAAGUACAUCACUUUCUCCUAGCCAGUCACUCUCGUCUACAAGCGAACUCGAGAGACGUAUUCGCGAGUCUGCUUUAGCCGCCGUUGAGGGUAGCAUGUACGGGGCCUACGCAUCAGAUCCUUCUUUGGAAAGGAGGUUUAGCACAACAUCGAGUAUUUUAGCUUAUCAGUCCUCGGAAUCAGAUUGGUUAUCCGACGAUGAUGAUAUGGCCUAUGUUCCUUGUCUUACCAUUUCCGAAGCACGUUCCGCUUUUCGAGAUGCAGUUUUGGGUUUGGAAUAUCUCCAUUAUCAAGGAAUCAUACAUCGAGAUAUCAAGCCAGCCAACCUUCUGGUGACAUCAACCCAUGUUGUAAAGAUAUCGGACUUUGGCGUCUCCUAUCUUGGCCGGCCCAUCAGGGACGACGAUGAAGAACAAGUCGCAGAAACUGAUGCCACUGAGCUGGAUGAUGCCCGUGAACUGUCAAAGACUGUUGGAACCCCCGCUUUCUACGCACCCGAGCUUUGCUAUACAGGUACCGAAUUUGAGGAUACAAUCGGCAAGGUGCCUAGGAUCACAGGCGCAAUAGAUGUUUGGUCGUUGGGUGUUACUCUGUACGGAAUGGUUUUUGGAAGGCUCCCCUUUCUUGCUGAUGACGAGUUUGGCCUCUUUCACAACAUUGUGAAAAACGAUGUUUUCAUCCCAAGGCAACGUCUGAAACCCGUCGAGGCCGAAAUCUGUUCAACCGAGUUGCCUACGGUUAUGAACAGUAAUAAGCGGACUGAAGACGAGCUUACCUAUGAACCGAUAGAUGGUGAACUCCGAGACCUUCUCAGACGCCUUCUUGAGAAAGAUCCUACGAAACGUAUCACAUUGAAAGAGAUCAAGCAUCACCCUUGGGUACUUCAAGAUAUACAAGAUCCGAGAGUCUGGGUGGAGCAGACCGACCCUGGGUAUCAGAGCAAGGGCAAGAGGAUUGAAGUUUCUAACGAGGAAGUGACACGAGCUGUCACGAAGCUACCGUUUAUAGAACGAGUAAGAUCAAAUGUCGCACGCUGGGGAGGCAAUAUCUUUGGUCGUUCGAGGGAAAGUAGAAGAAGGGCUCCGAGUUCCGUGACUUCUCCCGAUGUUCAGUCCGCUUCAUCUUCGAGUUUGACAAUUGGCAAAGAUAUAAUACGAGAAUUGCGGCGAUCGAGCCUGAAAGGCGAUGAAGUUACAUCGCGGACGCCGAAACUUAGCAGAGAGAGCGACCAUCCUCUGUCUCAGAGUGUAGUCGCCAGCCCUGUUCGUGAAAGCGGUGAUGGAUACUUUAGCCAAGAUCAUGCUAGAUCUUCCGACCGUCGCUCUCCAGAUCGAGACUCGCGGCCGGACCUACCAGAACGCAGCACAUCCACCUUCUCCAAUGCCGCGUCCAUAAAAACGAUUAGGCCCACAAAACCUGAGCCAAUGCCCGCCCAACAUGAUAUGUCCUCUUCGUUCAUUUCUGAACCAAGCGCAUCGGCGAAUAUAAGCGGGAUAUUUGGUGGAGCGGGUCGAAAGCUCGUCAGGAGUCUGCACCUUAGUGAAAGGCGCCGAGACAAGUCGCCCUUUUCGGACACCUCUUCAUUUGAUGGUGAUGGCCAUGGCUCUCCAAGUGUAGCUGUCACUACUGCUUCUGCAACUGGCCAUGUGGAAUCCCCCGAUAUCCGAGACUCUACAUUGGCCCACGCCGACAUCAUCGAAGAUUGGAGCGCUACCGUUCGGCCACCCGCUCGACACAGACGAAGCGUAUCACACCAGUGUAUCCAAGGAGCUCCAGUUGAGCCUUUUCGACUGACUUCAGAUUCGCUUCAACGGCAUCGUGCCCAAGGGAACACUGCCCUUCAUGUGAACACGGGAUUGGCUCUCGACUCGCAGAAUAAGAAUCGUGGUCAAAUAUUUUUUCCGAAGGAGACUGAUUCCGACCAAGGGGAACGAGAGCAAGCGGGCACAGAUAAGCCUCUGCGACCAAUGACCUCGCCUCCUUCUGCUAUCACCAUUUCUUCGUCAUCGGCAGAUGAUUUGACAAGUGGGAUGUCUUAUUGCGCGUCCCAUCCCAGCAUACCGUCUGUUGUCUCCGGGGCAUCGUCUAUUUCAAAUGAUGGGUUUCACGCGUACGGUGGAGAAUACGAAAGGGAUCCUGACAAAGUACCUCCCCUUCUUCGCACUGCAGAGACGGUCACGACUUCAAAGCGCUCGUAUGAACGUCCCCAUGAAGAUGAACUGAAGUACGAUUGCGACGAUGAAGGCGACGGAGACAGCAGCGACGAAGGAAUCACCUUCGGCAGGAAAAGGUCCAAAUCCACUGUCGAGAGAUCGACAGAUGACUGCAUGACAUAAUGAUCCACUCACUCCUUUUGCUUUCUAUGUGGCCGAUUCACAGCGUUUUUGCUAUUCAUAAUUUCGCUGCCGUGUAUACGUUUUUCACCUUGCAGAUGGCCGUUUCUCGUCAUCUCCCGACCUCUCAUCUACCAUCAUCGACCCUUACCUCCCCGCUCGGCCCCAGUCUACAUACCCACUCCGGUUAAAGUCGCCAAAGCGGUUUCGAAAUACUUAAAAAAAAGCUGGGCGAUGUGUCCUCCUGUGGAUUUUUCCACUUUUUCUUUCCUUCUAGACAUAUUACAUAUUUUAUCGCCUUAAUUUCUCGAUCAAGCCAAUAAGAAAAAGUGGAUCCGGGUGGUUCAAAUUCUCUUUGGCCCUGUUUAUUCCCCGCUUCUAUUCGGAGGUCCUAUUUUUGUCCGGAUUCCCUUUCUUUUUAGUUGGAAGACGGAAGAAGGUUUGGGGCGGGUUAUAUUAUCUUCUGUGAUCGGACUUGGAGCAUCAUCAUUGGGCAUAAACUUCUUUGAAUUGCCUUUCAUUUUUUUUUUUUUUUUUUUUUCAUUUUGCGUUCGACGUCUGGCAUUUUGGAAGUUGGAUACCUCUUCGUUGUUUUGCAUCUAGUUGUCUAUAUAUUUUUUGAGAGCAUUUCAGGUAA
Coccidioides posadasii C735 delta SOWgp is the source of this 4426-nucleotide messenger RNA. RefSeq lists its product as uncharacterized. Gene Ontology annotation, biological process: protein phosphorylation; intracellular signal transduction. Gene Ontology annotation, molecular function: ATP binding; protein serine/threonine kinase activity. NCBI's taxonomy places the organism in Eukaryota, Fungi, Ascomycota, Eurotiomycetes, Onygenales, Onygenaceae. The record is from RefSeq and is a predicted model, not a curated record. Gene Ontology annotation, cellular component: cytoplasm.